Molecule: messenger RNA, 1294 nt
Organism: Schistosoma guineensis
Lineage: Eukaryota; Metazoa; Platyhelminthes; Trematoda; Strigeidida; Schistosomatidae
Source: the annotation of a GenBank genome assembly
CUAGAAUGACACGUUAUCAUUGUAUUUAAACAGGAAUCAGGACGUAAACUGUGUAGUUGAUUUCAGAAAACUUGAUGAAUUACAGAGAGCAAAUAUGUUUAGAUCACAAGUAGCAGUUGUUUGGUUUCUCUUCUUUUUCCUGAUCUGCAAUGCGGGAGAUCAAGAAGUGGCAGCUGAGACUCUUGAGUUUUCAAGUAAAGAUAUCUUUGUACAGAUACUCUCUGUCCGUGUUAAGGAGUGGGAUGAAAGAAUUGAAAAGGGUUCAGUAGGAGUAUCUCUAAAGUUUUUGGAUACAUAUUGUGCAAAUGUUAUGGAUGUGGUGAAGGAAUUGGAACCAAAAUUGAGUUCUGCUACUCUGUCAUGUGAUAUCGAUCACUCACAAAGGCCAAAUGAUACUCGUGUCGAUACUGUUAACGUUGAACUGGCAGUGUUAUCGAGUGAAAUGGAAAAAGUAUUUUCAUCGAAAACCUGGUUCCCAUCGUUGAAGAAUACACUUGAAUCGGGUAAUGUGAAUGUGAAUAGCGCGUGGAUAAUUGAUUCCUAUCUGUUCCAAAAAACCUAUCCUACGAGAUCAGUAACUACUGAUAAGUGCCCUGAGCUGAAGAUCAUUAUGUCGAAUAUAUAUACUGGAUUCGGUGAAACAAUGACGAACUGCUCCUUCGAUGUGCUGACAGGAGAUAUAAGCACGAGAAUGGACUACCGAGAACUUAUGAAGAAAGGGUAUUGCUGUUCAGAGUAUAAUAUAUAUAGAAGAAUUUACUGGUCUAUUUACGAAUUACUAUAUAAGGGUGAAAGCGGUGAGUGAUUCUGCAAAACAGGUAAAGAAUACAAAGUUAUUAUCGAAAAAUGUUUAGGGCAAGUGUACGCAAGUGUCGCUGAAAAAUGUCGCGACAGAUGGAAAUAAUGCAGACGAGAGCAAACACACAAGCACACACGCACACAAAUGCACUCAGGCACUAGUACACAAGAACAUAAGGCGAUCAGUGAAUGAAAUUUCAGACAUCAGUUCUAGACUAUUUCAUUAUCCUAUUGAACUUACUCUGCCGGUUUGUUUCUUGAUGCCUUCCUGUUAUUUAGGUGAGAAUACGAUCGAUCCGCGCAAAAUAACUCAACCCGAAAUAACGAUUGACAAGAAAAAUACUACUCUCGGUCACUGUAUCUAUGCUUCGUUUCCAUCUGAUGACCCAAUCAAAUCAAAUUAAAUAAACACUGUUUUAGUCUGUAGUAAACUUAACAAUAUUCUUGAAUCACAUUCUGUAAUUUUAACACACAAUACAUGGAAUAUGGUAAUUAA